AUGGUCACGCUGUACAAUACUUAUCAAUCUGUAAUGCGCUGGCUACCAGGAAGUCACAAAACUGUGAAAGGGAAUGCCACUGAGAUGCGUCAAUUCAUUACAGGAACCUUCACCAAGUACAAGGAUCAGUUGGAUGUUCACGACCAAAGAAAUCUUAUUGAUGCCUUUCUUGUCAAGGAGAAAUCCGAAUCCCCCACAUAUUUCCAUGAUAAAAAUUUAACAACCCUCAUUACCAACCUGUUCUCUGCUGGUAUGGAGACAACCUCAUCGACUGUGAGAUGGGGGCUUCUGCUAAUGAUGAAAUAUCCAGAAAUUCAAAAGAAUGUCCAUGGUGAAAUAGAUAAGGUGAUUGGAUUUGCUGUUCCCCAGACAGAGCACCGGAAAGUGAUGCCAUAUACAGAUGCCGUUAUACAUGAGAUUCAGCGUUUUUCCAACAUAGUACCGGCUAACAUUCCACAUGCAACUACACAAGAUGUUACUUUUAAAGGCUACUUUUUACCAAAAGGCACAUAUGUUAUCCCAUUACUGACUUCUGUACUGCGAGAUGAGAGUCAUUUUGAGAAGCCGGAUGAGUUCUACCCACAACAUUUUCUUGAUUCAAAGGGGAAUUUCUUGAGAAAAGAAGCAUUUCUGCCAUUUUCAGCAGGUAAGAGAAGUUGUGCUGGGGAAAAUUUGGCAAAGAUGGAGCUAUUUCUUUUCUUUACCACACUGCUGCAAAACUUCACCUUCCAGGCUACUUGUGGAGCAAAACUUGACCUCACUCCUGCAGUGGGAUUCACAACUCCUCCAAUGAGAUAUGACAUUUGUGCUUUGCCUCGCACCUGA
Staurois parvus is the source of this 825-nucleotide messenger RNA. The record is from the annotation of a GenBank genome assembly. Lineage: Eukaryota; Metazoa; Chordata; Amphibia; Anura; Ranidae.